CAGCAGUCUCGUGUAUUCCUCGGUGCUAUUCGGAGACCCCUCCCGCCUGCUUUUCUCUCUCACUCUCUCUCUCUCUCUACGGUCUCGCUCGCGUCCGAACCCCGUCAGGGGAAGGAAAGAAAGAAAGGAAAAAAGAAAAAUAUAUCGUUAUUGUUUCGGUUGAUAUAUUUACCAAAAAAUUUGUGUGGCUCCCAAAAAGGAUAAAUUAUUAUAGGCCUACGGGAAUACUACAGAUCUUUCAUUGAAAAAAGUAUGAAAUAUUAUCGAAUGUCGUAGAAGAUUACAAAUACAGUUCAUCCGAACAGAAUACAAGUGUAUUAAUACAUCUCUUAGUGACGUGUGAGGGAAAGCAUUAAGAAGAAAAUAAAAAAGGAGGCCUAUUUUAAGUGAAUAAAGAGGAAUAUUUUCGAAAGACCAGUGCCCAGUACUAAAAAAAAAAGAAGUAUAUAGUCCUAGUAGUUUCAUGGCAGUGGAAUAGAAUCGAUCUUGUCUCAAAGAAUCUCAUGUCCCUGGAUGAUACUGGAGUGAGCAAGAGCCUCUGACCGCCCGCCGGGGCACGGCUGGCUGUGGUAUCCCCGCCUCUCCCCACCGUCGGGCACUACGGCCGAUAUUUCCAUCGUCGUCGGAUCGCCGGCGGGAGAAACGCCGCCGCAGGACACUAGUAGCAGUAAUAGUAGGCCUUCGACGGGAGGCCUCCCCAACCCCCGCCCGAGUCUGAUCCACUCCCUACCCCUCCUGAACUUGCCGCGGGUGGGUCACCCCGCAGCAGGAGGCACCGUGUGUGAAGAGCGCCUUUGCGAAGGAAGGGCUUGCGGCCGCCCGUGUGGAUGCAGCGGUGACGCCGGCAUGAAGGUGAGCAGCGGCAGCGAAGCUGCGGGCGGUGGCCCCGUGCUCCCGGUGUGGCAGACGCUGAAGGGCCUCAGCUCCAGGGAUGUCUCCUGCACCAGUCCAGGUUCCAGCAGUCCCGGGACACAGCAGCAGCAUUGCAGCCUGCAAGUCGGUUCCAGCACCGCAGCAGAGCGCCUAGCCCGGAGGGACUCCUCCUGCCCCAUGGACGCCUCUGCCAUGCCGUCCCCGUACCCACCUCCUGCAGCUGCUGCAGCAGCAACGGAGGCGGUGAGCACCCCUUUCCCCCAGCUGGUCAUUCCGGAGGGCGACAGGGCCCUGCAGGGGCUCCUGAACGGCUCGGCGGCGCCUCCUUUAUCCGCUCCUCCGACGGACCACCAGACCGGCAAGGGCGCCGCCGUCAGUGCGCCGUGGGGCCCCCCCUCGUCGUCGACGACCUCUACCUCGCUCUCCAACACCAACUUGGCCCUUCACAACAACAACAACAACAACAAUAAUAACAACAACAACAACACUGUGAUCAGCAAUAACAACGUGACGUACGCCACGUCGGCGAAGGAGGACCCGCCGGAGGACGACGAGGAGGAGGACACGCCCCACGUCUUCAGUGUGUGUGGUUUCAAUUGCAGCUUCCUGGCAGGACUUCCUUAUCAGUUCAUGAUCGAUUUGUACAGACACACCAGAAUCAGCAGCAAGAAGCUGCGCAAGAGGGUCGUUCAGAAGAACGGAGAAUGCAACGUCACCCCGUCCAACGUCGCGAAAAGGCGACGUCGAUACCUCCAGGAUAUCUUUACUACUCUCGUGGACGUCCAGUGGAGAUGGACGCUCCUUGUCUUCGCGAUGUCCUUCAUCACCUCGUGGCUCAUCUUCGCCGUCAUCUGGUGGCUCAUCUCCUACACGCACGGCGACUUCGAAGAGACGCACCUUCCUGACAAGCAAGCGGACAGCGGGUGGACUCCUUGCAUCAUCAACAUCUUUAGCUUUACCUCGUGUUUUUUAUUCAGCGUCGAAACCCAACACACCAUCGGUUACGGUUCCAGACACACGACCGAGGAAUGUCCUGAGGCCAUCUUCAUUAUGUGUAUACAAAGCAUCACUGGAGUCAUGAUACAGGCCUUCAUGGUGGGCAUCGUGUUCGCGAAGCUGUCGCGACCCAAGAAGCGCACCCAGACGCUGCUCUUCUCUCGGAAUGCCUGCCUGUGCCUGCGUGACGGUGAGAUGUGCCUGCUCUUCCGCGUCGGGGACAUGCGCAAGUCCCACAUCAUCGAGGCCCACGUGAGGGCGCAGCUCAUCCGCAAGAGGGUCACGAAGGAGGGGGAGGUGCUGCCCUUCUUCCAGUACGAGCUGGACGUCGGCUACGACAUCGGCGAGGACAGGAUCUUCUUCAUCUGGCCCAUGACCAUCGUGCACAAGAUCAACGAGAACUCGCCCCUCUACGACCUCUCGGCCCACGAUCUGCUCAGGGAGAAGUUCGAGAUUGUGGUCAUCUUGGAGGGCGUCAUCGAAUCCACAGGUAUGACCACGCAAGCCAGGUCGUCAUACCUACCCAACGAAAUCCUGUGGGGUUACAGAUUCGAGCCCCUGGUUACGUUCAACAAGAACACGGGCGAGUACCACGUCGACUACUCGCUGUUCAACAACACCUACCAGGUGAACACGCCGCUGUAUUCCGCCAAGGACCUCGACAGGAUGAACAGCCAGGAAUCGACGCCAGAACGGGAGGAAGAAGAGAUUCAGGCCGUUUCACUUGAUCAACAGAUCACCUCUACGCAAGUCACGCCCCUCACGCCCAUGACUCCUCUGUCCCCCCUCACGCCCAUGACGCCCACGUCCUCGACAGGGGCGGGAGGGGGAGGGAACGGGGGCACCUGUGCCCUGGACCUCCAAGGGGUAUCUUCCUCGCACUGUGAUACAAGCGCCGAUGCAGCCGCUACCCAGCCAUUACUACAGUCGCAUAAUGAUGUCUAGCAGGCCAAAACAAAACAAAGAAACUCCUCUCCCGAUCAGAAGUGCGAAAUUCCUCAACACAAAAUUCUUCCUCACUUCGUUUCUCUCAUCUUCCCCCUCCUCCUCUUCUACCUUUUCCUCCUCCUGCUCCUCCUCCCCCUCCUCCCAAGUCCCUAUUCUUCUACCUCCUAUUAAGUGAUCUCGAAAUACCUUUCCGUAUGAUUCGUAACGGGAGAAUAAAUCACUUCCCUUUCCAAGACA
This is a messenger RNA of Macrobrachium nipponense, 3054 nucleotides long. RefSeq names its product ATP-sensitive inward rectifier potassium channel 12-like. The transcript has 10 exons. Gene Ontology annotation, biological process: potassium ion import across plasma membrane; regulation of monoatomic ion transmembrane transport. NCBI's taxonomy places the organism in Eukaryota, Metazoa, Arthropoda, Malacostraca, Decapoda, Palaemonidae. Gene Ontology annotation, cellular component: plasma membrane. Bases 847 to 2814 code for a protein of 655 amino acids. The record is from RefSeq and is a predicted model, not a curated record. Gene Ontology annotation, molecular function: G-protein activated inward rectifier potassium channel activity.